UGUUACUGCUUCUUGCAGGACUUCUUUGGCUUCAUGCAAGGUACAGGGCGCGAAAGGGCGACUCUUGCUUCGCAUCCGCUUCCAGCUCACCGAGCAAGCGUCCUUUGGGCGCCGUGUCAAUUAUUUAAUGUAGCCGCACACUACUGAAAUCCUCUCAAUACCAGGAUCCUGCGAGGAAGCACGAGAAACGGAAAAUGAAUCCGACCGCUGAUGAGACAGCUGAGGAAACUUGCGAGCCCGUGCAGAGGCAUAGCUACUUAGGUUAAUGUGUUUCUAAAUUGCAAACAUCCGUAUAAUUUACUCGCGACCCUCACUGACGUUGCUGCCCCGAUGCUAGCGCUUGCGUUUCGCUAGACCUGCUCGUUGUGGAGACUGCAUUGCUGCCAUGGACAUAAGCGUCAGCAUUUCUGAGGCGCUUUCACCGCAGCAAGACGGUGGCAGCGCUCGGCUGGGCUCGGUCUGGGGACGCGGCGACAAUUCGAGGAAGUCAAGUGAUUUUCUCGACACAGCUGCGCUGCGGAAGUCGCUCAACAGCGGGGGCAUGACCCCGACCGGCUCGUUGACCAUGGCCAGACGCAAAGCAGCCGCAGAGUUCAUCAAGGACUGCACCUCCGAGGACAUUCCGUACAGCAAUGACUUGCACUUCCGCCAGUCACUUUGCGACGGUCGCCUGUUAUGCAAAGUUCUCAACACGGUCUAUGCAAAUGCCGUCCCCAAGGUUGAGGGUGGGGACGCGGCGGAGGACGCUAACGUAGGAGCCUUCCUCCACUUUAUGGAGAAGACCAACGUUCCUAGCGACGCCAGGUUCUCAGUGCAGGACCUGCGCAGCGACGGCUGGGACGACCGGCCCCGCGUGACCGAGUGCCUGCUCUGGCUGCAGAAGGUGCACAGGAGCAGCGACAUUUCUUCACCGGCGCCGUUCUCACUGUUCAAGCACGGGGGCGACGUCUCAGACGUGCGGGCGGUGCGGGACAGCCCCCGCAAGGGCUCGCCGCCGCCAUCGGACCUGAACAGCAUGCUGGCAGCGCAGCGGCAGAAGCACAUGACCGUGGUGCCCAGCAGCGCCCGCUCGAUGGCGUCGGUGCAACCCAACGCGUCAUUCGCCAACCUGUGCAGCGACAUCUCACGCACGCUCAUGUCGCGCCUCCAGCCCGGCCUGCAGCCGCCGGUGCCGUACGAUACGUCUGCCACGGGAGUGGACGUGCGUGCCGUCAUGGAGCAGUUCCUGAACGGCCUGAGUGUGGAGUACGAGCGCCGGCUGCUUGCAAAGGACCAAGAGCUGACGGCCAGCAAGGAGGCGCUGACUAAGCUGCGUAAGCAGAUGGAGUCUGUGCAGGCCCAGCUGGACACAAUUCGUAAGGAGCUGGAGGACCAGCAGCUCGAGCAGAUGCGCGCGCAGGCGGCGGCGUCGCAGUCGCAGCUGGCAGAGCUGCAGCAGCAGCUGGAGGCGACGCGGAUGGAGUUGGCGGAGCGGACAGCGGCGCUGGAGGCAGCCAGCGCGGAGCUCAACACGGCGGGCGACUCGAGCAGCGCGCGCGUGCAGCAGCUGGAGGCGCAGCUGGCGGCGGUGGGCGAGCAGCUGCAGGACUACGAGGCGCUGAAACAGGCGUUCACGGACGUGCGCGAGGAGAACAAGAAGCUGUACAACACCGUGCAGGACCUCAAGGGCAGCAUCCGCGUGUUCUGCCGCGUGCGGCCGCUGGGCACCACCGGCGACAGCGCCGACGGCUGCCUGGACGUCGGGCUGGAGGGGCAGCUGGCGGUGUACGAGCGCGAGAAGGACCGCCGGGCCGUGUACCGGUUUGACAAGGUGUUCGCCGGCAACAGCACGCAGGCGGCGGUGUACGAGGACGUGCAGACGCUCAUCCGCAGUGUCAUGGACGGCUAUAACGUGUGCAUCUUCGCGUACGGCCAGACCGGCAGCGGCAAGACGCACACGAUGACGGGCAGCAACACGGAGGACAGUUCGGGCCGCGGCAUCAACUACCGUGCCCUGGACGACCUGUUUGCGCUCAAGGCGCAGCGCGACCAGGAGAUGCACUACAGCAUCAGGGCCCAGAUGCUGGAGAUCUACAACGAGAGCAUCCGCGACCUGCUGGUGGACAACAACAGCUCCAGCGGCGGCGGGCCCAACGUGCUGCAGCUGCUGUCCACGCAGCCCUCGGGAGAGAACGUGCCGGGCGCCAACAAGGUGGAGGUGACGACGACGGAGGACGUGCUGCACAUGAUGCGCAUCGGCGCGCGCAACCGGCACAUGGCGGCCACCAACAUGAACGACCGCAGCAGCCGGUCGCACCAGGUGCUCACCAUCGUCGUGGACGGCGAGAACCGCCUCACCCGCGCCCGCACCCACGCCUGCCUGCACCUGGUUGACCUGGCGGGCAGCGAGCGCACGGACAAGUCCGGCGUGGAGGGCGACCGCCUGCGCGAGGCCAACAACAUAAACAGCAGCCUGUCGGCGCUGGGGAGCGUGAUGCACGCGCUGGCCAACAAGCAGAAGCACGUGCCCUUCCGCAACAGCAAGCUCACGGAGCUGCUGCAGGACAGCCUGGGCGGCAACGCCAAGGUGUGCAUGCUCAUGCACGUGGCGCCCGAGGCCACCAGCUACGGCGAGUCCGUGUCCACACUCAACUUCGGCAACCGCGUGGCGGCCGUCACGCUGGGCCAGGCCAAGGCCAACCAGGAGAGCGGCAAGGUGUUUGAGGCCAACGAGCUGCUGGCCAAGAAGGACCGCCAGAUCGACGACCUGAGGCGGCAGCUGUCGGAGCAGGCGUCCACCAUCCACAGCCUGCGGUCCUCUGUGGAUGCCGUGCCCGCGCUGAGCGCCCGCAGUGUUUCCUUCUGCACCGCGAACACGCACGCGGACGCGGCGUCCACGCCCGGCAGCGCCAUGCGCACCAGCAGGCCCGGCAACUCGGGCACCACGCCGCGCAACAACGGCGUGUACGGCUACGGCUACCAGGACGUGCAGACGCCCCGCUCGCAGUCGAUGCGCUCGCCGGCGCCAUCACUGCCGCUGCACGGCCUGUCGCGGCCACCCACGUCGGCCAUCACGCCGCGCACCAGCCUGCACGGCUCCGCCUCCGCCUCCGCCUCACAGGGCGGCGAGGCGGUGGUGCCCAACAUCCCCGCCGGUACCGUGUCCUCGCUGGUGGAGCAGCUGGACAAGGUGGCGCCGCUCAACUCGGCCCGCGGCAGCCGCGGCCAGCAGCAGGCUGGCGCAUCCAGCACCGGCAUGGGCAUUGGCUCUGGGCGGACGUCUUCAAUGGCGCUGGGCCGCUCCUCCUCCAUCCCCAAGCUGGACACCUCUUCCAUGACGCGGCCCAGCACCGCCACCCUGACCGCCUCGGGCAGCAUGUCGGCCCGCACCAGCACGCGCUAUGGCGGCUCGAACAGCAGCGCCGCCGCCGCAGCACAAGCGGCCGCGGCGGCGGCAGCUGCUGCCAAGACGCGGCCCGCCACCAGCCGGACAAGCAGCAUCUAUGGCAGCUCCAGCAGCAACGCGCUCCUGGGGCCCAUUUCCCGCUCGACGUCGGUGGUGCUGGCGGAGGGGGCGGUGCCCAGCGUGGUGUCCAGCAAGGUCGGCAAGCCACCGCUGUCCAGCAGGCCCUCCGGUGGUUGGAAGGCGUGAAGCCGCUACACGGCAUGAGCAGGUUGCGUUAGCUAGCGUGGUACAGAGUCUGGCUUCGUGGUUUGGAGGCAGGGGUUUGUGGGGGAUGGAGUUGUCGUUUCGGAGUCAGCAGGGAGCUUCACAGCGGCCAACAGCAGCUGAUGGCGUACUUUGGAGGACCGCUACCGCGGCCAGAAGCGUUUCACCGAUUGCAUGUGCAGGCACACGCAUGCUGUAUGGUAAACAAUCGGUGAGAGAGUACAGCGGGUGCGGGGAGUUAUCUUGAUACGUAUGACACACGUGUUGACUAGUAGUGGGUAUGAAAUGUGGAUUGGACUUGAGACUUACGCCGGAUACACUUGAACGGCAAGGUGACCGAAUAUGGUACGGUUUGACGUGCAAUGG
Messenger RNA from Chlamydomonas reinhardtii, 4015 nucleotides. RefSeq lists its product as uncharacterized. NCBI's taxonomy places the organism in Eukaryota, Viridiplantae, Chlorophyta, Chlorophyceae, Chlamydomonadales, Chlamydomonadaceae. The record is from RefSeq and is a predicted model, not a curated record. The coding region runs from base 386 to 3631 and encodes 1081 amino acids. The transcript has 16 exons. Gene Ontology annotation, biological process: microtubule-based movement. Gene Ontology annotation, molecular function: ATP binding; microtubule binding; microtubule motor activity.